This is a messenger RNA of Alosa alosa (allis shad), 1333 nucleotides long. RefSeq lists its product as uncharacterized. Gene Ontology annotation, cellular component: T cell receptor complex. Gene Ontology annotation, biological process: positive regulation of T cell receptor signaling pathway; negative regulation of receptor recycling. The transcript is spliced from 5 exons. The coding region runs from base 664 to 1278 and encodes 204 amino acids. The record is from RefSeq and is a predicted model, not a curated record. NCBI's taxonomy places the organism in Eukaryota, Metazoa, Chordata, Actinopteri, Clupeiformes, Clupeidae.
GAGAUGGAUCCACAUGUCCAAAACUACUCCUAGCCGCACAAUGUCGGGUGAGGCACAUUCUUUUAAAGAAACCAACAUUACUCCAGUUUUGCCUAAAAAAAUCUUGCUUUCCGCUGUUAAAUGGCAACUAUUCUAGGGUUAAGAAACAAUACAAAUACAUACUGUAGUUUACAUUAACAGAUGUCACCAUUUUGUUGGCUGGUUAAAAUUAAUGUAAUGCUACAUCAUUUGCACAUUCAGUAUCUGACACUGAAAAAACAUGAAUUUAUUUUUAGCAGUAUAAAUGAUCCAGCUCUUUGUAAACCGACAAACACCAAGUGGAGAAACCACACAUCUCGGACAAUUUUAACAUUAAUAGUGUACAUUUAUAAACUAACCAGCACUACAUCCUUUCAGCAGCAACAGUUUUCAGAGUUUGUAUGAUUCAAAUACUUUGGAUUUUGUGCCUAUUAAUCACUACAGUUUAGAUACAAUAGAUGCUUUGAAAGACACACUGUCUGAAUUAUUACUUUGGAGUGGAAUGUCCAGCAUUUUAUUGUUGGCAUAUACACACGGUACAUUAUAUUGUCAUUCAACUGUAGCUUGCAUUUCAGGAAAUACAUCUUACAGAAAAAAAAAUCUCCUGUAUGAUAAUAUUUUGUAAAGAUUUCACAUUGUUCAUGCAUGAAACUGAAAUUUGUAUUGGAUUUCUACCCAAUUUUAGACUGUGCACAGGCCUAUAUAGGUCUGGCUCUGACCGGGCUGGCCUUGAUGAUUUCAGUCUGUUUAAAUGUUUUGUUAUAUUCACUGAGACGCAGAGAUCAAAAAACAAGAGAUGCUGAGGAGUAUCUUUACGACAAUUCUGAGCACAGUGAGAACAGGUUUGAGGAGGAAGUGCAACAACAGGAAAAUCCAAUCUAUGGAAAUAUAUGCACAAAUGGGGGAGAAUCUGAGGCGGCAAAUGAGAUGUGCUACGAACCAAUGACAGGCCGGGACCCUACACCAAAUGAAAGGCCUGCAGAUGUCUCCUAUGCUUCUCUGGACCUGAGAAAUGCCAAAAAGCACAAAAAGAAGCGCAAGUACCAGCAAAACCAGACCGCUCAGACCCAAAAGGCCCAGUUUCACGCAACGUUGCCCCAGGGCUGUCUGGACGUGGCGGAGGGUGAGGAGGACGUCACCCUUCCCUCCAGGAGCUCCAGCCUCAUGGUGUCCCGCCACAGCAUCUACCUCAACAGCCAGCAGAUCACACAGGAGGCCCAGGAGCUGGGAAAUGCACAGGGCCACACAGAGGAGUGGUGAGGGCCGGAGAGAGAAAAUAAUUCCAUUUUUUUACACUGAACCUAAGUAUCUAAUA